AAAAGGAUAAUUAGUCAUAGAAUAAAGUUUGGUCGUUCAAGCUUAAGAGUUCUUGUUUAACUGAGUGAUUUUGUAGUCCUACUAUGGCCUCCACCUUUGUUCUUUUAUUAUUACUGUUCUUGUUCAUGCUAUUUACAAUUGAAGCCACAAACACUAAAACUCAAAAACAUGACUCCAGCAGUAUCAUACCGUUGGGGUCUUCACUCUCUCCUAAAGGCGAAAAUAGUUCAUGGUCAUCAAGUUCUGGCCAUUUUGCUUUCGGGUUUUACCCACAAGGCAGUGGCUUUGCGGUUGGGAUAUGGUUAGUUAGUCCUUCUGCAAACACAACCACUGUUGUGUGGACUGCUAACCGUGAUGAACCAAUAGUUUCCUCUGAAUCUAUGUUGAAUUUCACAGAGCAUGGUCUGCUUCUUCAAAAUGGAAACAGAGACUCGCUUACGAAUAUAGACUCAGAAUAUUUAAAGACAGGGAUAGUCUCAUGGGCAUCUAUGCUUGAUUCUGGCAACUUUGUAAUUUAUGAUGAAGAUUCGAAUGUUAUUUGGCAAAGCUUUGAUUAUCCAACAGACACCUUAUUAGGAGGUCAGAAUUUUACUGAUUCUGUUUAUUUACUCUCCAGUAUUUCCUCAUUUGACCAUUCAAGUGGACGCUACUAUCUCAAACUGCGAAGUGAUGGAAAGGUUGCUGCUUACCCGAUUUACAGUAGCAGAAGUUCACAGGAUGUUUAUUUUGAGCAACAAGGCUGUCUUUGCUCAGAUGGAGGGCCUAAUUAUAGAAUAUGUUACAAAAGUAGCAAUAAGCCUGGAAAGAAGACACACAGCAAUACAACUUCAAUCUACCGUGCAACACUUGACAUUGAUGGAAACCUGAGAUUGUAUGAGCACCAGUUUCACUUUGAGGGCUACAACAGCUAUCAUGUGGUAAUGUUGUGGCAAGCACUUAAUGAUACAUGUCUAGUGAAGGGGAUAUGUGGGUUGAACAGUUAUUGCUCCUCCAACAUGAGCGGUGAUGCUGUCUGCAAAUGUUAUUCUGGUUUCAUCCCAUCCAAGACUAAAAGCAGUCCUAACAUGCCUAUAGACUGCGUACAGAUGAAUAACAGAGAUAAUUGUGAAAGCAGUGAAGGACCAAUGUUGUUAUAUAACUUUACUCGCUACAAGAAUAUUUCUUGGAGCGAUUUUCCUUAUUCUAUUAUUCCCAUGAUGAAGGUGGAAACUUGUGAGAAGGCUUGCCAACAAGAUUGUGUUUGCGGGGGAGCAAUCUAUGUAUAUACAGACGGCAGUUGCAAUAAAUAUAGGCUUCCACUUAAAUAUGGCAGGGUUCAAAAUGAUUCUUCCAAUGUAUCUAUGGCCCUAUUAAAAAUUCCUUCUUCACCAACUGCCAGUAAUUCAUCUCCGAACUCAGACGACUCCAAUGUGCCAAAGCCAGAUGUUGUUGUUGACAACAAGAGAAAACUGAUAAUGAUUCUAUCCCUUACUUUGGGUUUCGUUUCAUUGAUUUGUUUGGUCUUUGCAAUAUCUAUUUUCUUCACUUACAGGCGUCAAGUUAAUAGGUAUGCAAUGUUGUCCGAAAGUGAAAAACUUGAAUAUACUGAAGAAUGCUCCUUGCGUUCAUUCUCUUUUGACGAACUUGUAAAGUCAACAACGGAAUUUUCAGAAGAGAUAGGGAGAGGAUCAUUUGGAGCUGUUUAUAAAGGUAAAAUAGGUGAUACUAACAGAAGUAUUGCGGUGAAGAGACUGGAUGAGAGAAUUGAUGAUGAAGGGGAAAGGGAAUUCCAAGCUGAAAUUACUGCUAUUGCUCGAACUCAUCACAGAAAUUUGGUUAAGCUUAUUGGUUUUUGCAUAGAAGGAUCAAAGAAGCUCCUUGUUUAUGAAUUUGUUAGCAAAGGCUCUCUUGCAAAUCUCCUCUUUGAAAGCGAAACAAGAAUAUCAUGGAAAGAGAGAAUGAAACUUGCAUUGGACGUUGCUAGAGGACUGCUGUAUUUACAUGAAGAAUGUGAAGUCCGAAUCAUCCAUUGCAAAAUAAAUCCUCGAAAUAUACUUAUGGAUGAAGCAUGGACCGCAAAAAUAUCUGAUUUUGGAUUGGCAAGGCUAUUAAAGAGGGGUCAUUCAAGAAUUAAUAUGGAGGAUGGUCAUGGUACAAGCAGGUACUUGGCUCCAGAAUGGCAGAAAGAGGAUACAUCUAUCUCAGUAAAAGCUGACAUUUACAGUUUUGGGGUGGUCUUGUUGGAGAUUAUCUGCCGCAGAAGAAGUAUAGAGAUGAAUAAUAUUUCUUCAGCUGACGAAAUUCUUCUCUCCAGCUGGGUAUAUCAAUGUUUGGCAGCAGAGGAGUUAAACAAGCUUAUCAGACAAGAAAAAGAUGUGGAUUGGAAGAUAUUGGAAAGAAUGGUGAAGGUGGGGCUGUGGUGUGUGCAAGACCACCAAUCUCUCCGUCCUACAAUGAAGAAUGUAAUACUGAUGCUGGAAGGUUUGAAAGAUAUUCCAGUUCCUCCAUCUCCAUCUGGCUCAGUUGGAUAGUCUUGUAGGAACAUUAUGUGUUGCUUGUGUGAUUUAUAAUUUGUGCUGUCACAGUUUGAUCAUUUUAAUUUAUGUUGAAUUUGUGCCGAUGGUAUAAGUCAUAUGUAACAUAAAUAUUUGUUUAGUAUUUUCAUGUAUGGUUUGUUUA
Molecule: messenger RNA, 2658 nt
Organism: Vicia villosa (hairy vetch)
Lineage: Eukaryota; Viridiplantae; Streptophyta; Magnoliopsida; Fabales; Fabaceae
Product: G-type lectin S-receptor-like serine/threonine-protein kinase LECRK1
Exons: 1
Coding region: 84-2510 (808 amino acids)
Biological process (GO): protein phosphorylation
Molecular function (GO): ATP binding; protein serine/threonine kinase activity
Source: RefSeq, a predicted model, not a curated record